UUUUUUUUUAUCUUUCAGGUUGGUCCCAAAAAGGAGGUUGCGGAAUGUAAGGAAAAGUUUGCAAGUUCUGUGGAUCCAACAGUUAGUCAAGCUUUUAUGUUAGAUAGAGUAUUCAAUCCUGAAGGAAGGUCAUUGCCGCCUAUGCGAGGAUUCAAAUAUUCCAGCUGGUCACCUUUGGGCUGCGAUGCUAAUGGAAGAUGCUUGCUUGCAGCUUUAACCAUGGACAAUCGAUUAACCAUCCAUGCAAACCUCAACAGACUGCAGUGGGUGCACUUAGUGGACCUGACAGAAGUUUAUGGGGAGCGUUUGUACGAAGCCAGUUACAGACUUUCUAAGGUUGAGGCUCCCAGGGGAGAACUAGGUGACUUUUCUGAAUUUCAGCGACGGCACAGCAUGCAGACACCAGUGCGCAUGGAGUGGUCCGGUAUCUGUACCACUCAGCAGGUUAAACACAACAAUGAAUGCCGGGAUGUUGGUAGCGUGCUCUUAGCGGUACUCUUUGAAAACGGUAACAUUGCAGUGUGGCAGUUUCAGCUUCCUUUUCUGGGUAAGGAAUCAAUUACUUCUUGCAACACCAUAGAGUCUGGAAUAAAUUCCCCAAGUGUCUUGUCUUGGUGGGAAUAUGAACAUAACAACCGAAAAAUGAGCGGACUCAUUGUAGGGAGUGCUUUUGGACCAGUUAAAAUCCUUCCUGUCAAUCUAAAGGCAGUUAAAGGCUACUUUACCCUGAGACAGCCUGUCGUCUUGUGGCAAGAAAUGGACCAGCUGCCAGUGCAGAGUAUCAAAUGUAUUCCUCUUUACCAUCCUUACCAGAAAUGUAGUUGUAGCUUAGUGGUGGCUGCAAGAGGACCUUACGUGUUUUGGUGUCUUCUAUUGAUAUCCAAAGCGGGGUUGAAUGUCCAUAAUUCCCAUGUGACAGGGCUUCAUUCUUUGCCAAUUGUGUCUAUGACUGCAGACAAACAGAAUGGCACAGUAUAUACAUGCUCCAGUGAUGGAAAGGUAAGGCAGCUGAUUCCUAUAUUCACAGAUGUUGCUUUAAAGUUUGAGCACCAGCUGAUUAAGCUCUCAGAAGUGUUUGGCUCUGUAAGGACUCACGGAAUAGCUGUUAGCCCAUGUGGUGCAUACUUAGCAGUUAUUACAACAGAGGGCAUGACUAACGGUCUUCACCCUGUUAACAAAAACUACCAAGUUCAGUUUGUAACCCUUAAAACUUUUGAGGAAGCAGCUGCUCAGCUCUUGGAAUCAUCCGUUCAGAACCUCUUCCGGCAAGUGGACUUGACAGAUCUUGUACGCUGGAAAAUUUUGAAGGAUAAGCAUAUUCCUCAAUUCUUGCAGGAAGCACUGGAUAAAAAGAUUGAGAGCUGUGGUUCUACUUACUUCUGGCGGUUUAAGCUAUUUCUCCUAAGAAUUUUAUACCAGUCAAUGCAGAAGGCUCCCUCAGAGGUCAUGUGGAAACCCUCACAUGAGGAUGCAAAAAUCUUGAUAUCAGAUUCCCCUGGGAUGGGCAGCACUGAAGAUGAUCAAGAGGAAGGAACUUCUAAGCAAGCUAAUAAGCAGAGUCUGUGCGACGCAGGCAAAGGUGUGGACGUAGAUGACACUGCAGAUGAUUCUCUUCUUCAGUCAAGUGACAUAGGAGGCCGUGAACCAAUGGAAGAAAAGCUUCUUGAAAUACAGGCACAAAUUGAGGCAGUAGAAAUGCACUUGACACGAGAACACAUGAAACGAGUACUGGGAGAAGUUUAUCUGCACACAUGGAUUACAGAAAACACCAGUAUUCCCACCAGAGGAGUCUGUGACUUCUUAAUGUCCGAUGAAGGAUAUGAUGACAGAACAGCACGAGUGCUGAUUGGGCAUAUCUUAAAGAAAAUGAACAAACAGACUUUUCCAGAGCACUGCAGCUUGUGUAAAGAGAUUCUGCCAUUCACUGAUCGCAAACAGGCAGUUUGCUCCAAUGGACAUAUCUGGCUCAGGUGCUUUUUAACCUACCAAUCCUGUCAGAGUUUGGUAUACAGAAGGUGUUUGCUUCAUGACAGCAUUGCACGGCAUCCAACCGCAGAAGAUCCUGAAUGGAUCAAGAGGUUAUUGCAAGGACCAUGUACAUUCUGUGACUCUCCUGUGUUCUAGAGAAGAGCUACGUAAAGACUGAAAGUAUUUUCUCCACUGCAUAAACUCCCCUCACUCUAGACAGAUAUAGAGUGUGGGAGUACAUGCUUUGCUGAAGGGAGAAGACAUUGUCCACAACCCUGUAAAUAGAACAUUGGAGGGUCUAGAAAAUCCUUAGUCCAAAGCCCAAUCCAUGUUCCAGAAACAGGAGUACAUCCAGAAGAGCAAGUUCAUACAGUGGUUUGGAAAUGCACCCCAUUGAAGCAUCAGCAGUUGAUUGGACGCGCUUCCUUUUACUGAAAAGGAGCAGGAGUUUGAAGCAUGCAGUCUGAACUGCCCUCUCUGCCUGGCAACUGCAUGAUUUCCUUAAGGCUAGGAUGAGAGCAGUGGAGCUGCCUCUCAAGUAGUCUUGGUGGGUAGAGAAGGCUUCAACUUAUUGUGCUGUUUGUUUGCUUGUUAACAAGCGCUGGCACUUGCUGCAUAAUAUUAAGCUCUGAAAGUAAUUUGUGGUUCUAAUAUUUCUUGCAGAAGAAAGCAUAUGCCAGUUAUAGCCAUAUGAAGUAAAUUGGCCGUUGUACUAGUUUUAACUUAAAGUCUAAAAGAAUGACUCUUCUAUCUCUUAACAGUUCUAACAGUAUCGCAGCCAGAAUACUAACAUUCUGGGUCAACUACGGAUGAGUAAGAAGAAUUUUUAAAUGUAAUAAUUAGCAAUUAGAUUGAACACUAAUAUAUAUAUAUAUAUGUAUGAUUUCCAAUGCUGUUAAGUCUCUUGCCCCACUUUCCUUUUCUGAGCUAAGUUCUAACCACUUCCUAGCUUUUGCUAACAUAUGUACCCUUUGUUUCACCUAAGCCUCUGCCAACAGGAAUCAUCUCUUCCAGUGUAACUCAGUUACCAAAAUAUUACCAAUUUACCUUAUUUCCAAUUUAAUUGAGACUCUCCCUAAUGCUUUACAGAAAUUUGACAUACAAGUAAUUUCCCCCAGCUGACAGUUUCUCUUUUAACAACAACACCACCACAAUAAAAAAUAGAGAUAAAAGAUGUCUUAUCUAAAGUUUCCACAGCUGGGUACAGAGCCUGAUGAAGUUAUUCUUGCAUAAACCUGACUUUAUCAUCAAAGGAUUCAUAGGUAUGCCAGUGAUAUAGCACGGCUGAGCCCAGAAACUUGCUCUGCUUUCUAACCGUCCUAUAGGAAAAACCGUCUUUUUGUCUUUGGCACCCAAUUCAUACGGGGAGUGAGAGAGUCAACUUGCUAUGCAGUGUUAGAGGAAUAAUACCUCCAAAGUGUGUAUGGUUAUUUGGUACAGUUUGUUGUGUUAACUUAAAACCAUGUCCUCAAAUAAUCCAAAGUUUAUAUAUUUGCAUUCUUAGGCAUAUCAGUCUGGACACUCAUGUGUGUUGUCCUGUUUGUGAUUCAUGACACUUCUAAUUGUGUGUGAAGUCCUUUAUAGGUAUUUGAGAAAAAUCAAGGAAUUGUCCUGACAGUAUCAGUCUCCAACAAUGCAUAUGUGGAUUGGUGCUUGUUGCCUUGAUUUAAUGACUAUGCAUAUUUUCCUAAUGUUUCUUCACCUUUAGUAGGAGCAAAUUUUUUCAGCUAACAUUAGAACAAGCUGUCUGUACUGUUCAGUGUUUCAUGCAUUAAGCAUGAUAGUGCUUUGACCGAGAACGACAUUAAUAUAGUAGACUAGAACAGCAUAAGCACAUUCAUCUGUAAAAUAAUUAGUCUUACUUGUAAAUAUCCCUGGAAGUGAUACCAUAAGUGUAUUAAAGAAAUGUUUAGUUUUCUAUUGCUGUGCAUUGAAAAUUUGAAUUGACUUGGGUGUGUCUGCAAAGAGAGAAUCCAUAGAUCACGGUAGCAUCUAGUAAGACGGUCAGAGUACCCUUGUUACCUCAUGGGUGCUGAGUUUGAGGCAGGUACUGUACCUAGGGCAGCAUUUAUGUUCUCCUUACUUCCUGGGGUUGAUUGGGGGUGGGGGAAGAGAUGGAUAUUUAUUUCACUAUGAGCUGAACAGAAGGUUUUUUUCAUGGCAGUAGCAAUACCAUUUUCAGUAGAAACUGCAAGUCCUCACCCAAGCAGUCCUGACCAAUUGGCCAGUAAGUGUUCUGGUUCAAAAAUCCAUCUGAUCAUGGAAGAGGUGAGAGCUUUCCAGAACAUGUAAAUGCUUUAAAAAAAAAAAAAACAAAUAAAAAAAAAAGCCAAAGAUCAUUCCUUUGAUCUUUGCUUAAAGAUCAUAAUAAGAGUCUGCUGAAAUGUUUAAGUCUGGCUGACCAGAACAUUUAAUACAAUAUAAUUAAAUUAUGGCCUCAUGAUUACUUUUAGCAAUUCUCUAACUCCCCUGGAUUGAUUUGAAUGCUUUAGACAUCUAGAAGCUAGUACACAUGCUUUCAGCAUUAAUGUUUAUUUUCCUGUCUUUCAAGGUAGUAGAUACUCAGUAUACCUUUGCCAGUUUAUUUAACCUGAUUUAUGACUGCUGGGAGAAUGGCCAACGAUGCCAACGUUGUCAGCUUUGUCUGCAUGCCAGUGGAGAUCCUUUAGCACAAAGCUUUCACUUCUCACCCUGACCCAUUCACAACGGGUAAAGAAUUAUUGUGUGGUUUUUGUUUUGUUUUGUUUUUAAACCAUCACUGGUCUCUAAGUGUACUUUUAGCUAGUCUGGACUUGACUAGCAUAGCACACCUCAGACCAGACCAGUAAAAUUUAACCUCUCGUGUUGACCAUACUGGAUCUUUCUACCCACCUACCAGCUGAAGCUUCCUUCUCAAGAAGCUUUAUCUGUUUUGGACUCACUGCUUGCAGUUCUAGAAAUGUGGGGUUUAGUCCCAUUCCUGUUAGUGUUUUGUAAUAACCCACAGAGCUGCAGCAGCACCCUGAUGAAUUUUCUCACGUUAUCCCUCAUGUUUGCCUAAUCAAAAUCCUGUUUUCAUGCUGUGUACAGGGAAGGUGAGUGGGUGAAGAAGAUAUGAGCACCAGCAGCCAGAUCCUUGCUCUGUUUUGCUGUUAAGGAAGUUGCCUCCCAAACGAAUACACAGUAGAACUAUCCAAUAUUAAGGCCUGGUCUGUUUUGAGACAGAGUAAAGCAUGCAAAGAAUAAACCCCAUUAAGUCAGAGUUUAUCCCACUUAAGUUUUUGCCUUGUAACUACUGAGGCCAGAUAUCUCAAACAAGUGAAUAGUUUAAGGCUCUCCUCAACUGUUUCACCAUUUGGUUGUAAACACUGAUCAUUUGCAAUGCCUCAUCUCUAAAGGAAGAAUAGUACUCCAGAGAGACUAAGCUGUUCUGGAUGCACUGCUUACAAAUUUUUUAAAGGAUUGUAGUAUUUACUGUUGCAUCUGAGGAUUAAUAGCCACAGACAUUAUAUGUUCUGUGUCUGAAGCCAUUUUCUGUCAUUGUCCUUGAUAAGUAGCAAGUCUUAAAGGUAUCAAAGCUACUUAUACCAAUGAGUUAUCUAUCCUGCUGACCUCAAGCAACUACCACUGGCUGCCGUGUAUAUCAUAAUAUCACGAGUGUUUUUACCAGAAAUGGUUGAAGAUAAGGGUUUUCAAUCUUAACUCACCCUGUCGAACCUCCCAUUUGUCUCGUAGUUUGAGACGAUUGUUAAUGCAGGUUAAUAGAAAGUAUAAUGAGUAAUGUGGAAUAAGAGACCCUAAAAUACCAAUUAAAUAUUGAAUAGCCUUACAUUGCUAAGACUAAUAAAACAAGAGUUUAUCCUUCCUCCACUGGUAUUAAGAAAGCCAAGUUGUUUGAUGGAUUAGCAGAACAGCUCUAGACCAUCCAGAUUUUUAGUGCCUUGGUGCUAGAUGCCAUUGUUUGAACUAAGGUGAAAGUUUAAGAGUCAUGACGAUUCUCUCUUGGGUCUCCAAACUAUUUCUCCUGGUCUGGAAUUGGUGACAGUGGAGCUCAUUGCUGCCUUUUACCUUAAUUCAGCUAUGGGUCAGGGACUUCAUUAUUCAGUUCUUUUGUUUUAUAUGUUCCCCCAUCCUGUUACUCCCACUGCACAUUUCUAAAGGGGAAACAUUAGUAGUUACUAAUGCAUACAUACUAGCAGUAAAUGUUUCCCUGAACGUCUUAAGCUUACUAUGUUUUCCACUGGUUAAUGUAUCAGUUACAGGAAGCCUGACACUAUUCUAUCCUCACUAGGGGUUUCUUGACAUAGGUGUUUGCAUUCAGUUCUUUUAUAGUCCUAGUUAAAGGGUGACAAAUCACACCUGAGUUGUUAUGCCAUAACAUUUACAGGAAAUGUGUUCAUACAAGUUUAAUUUUUCAAAUACAAAGCCCUUUAUUACUGAUCCAGUUUGUGAAACAGCGGACAGCCUUGUAGGCACAAGGCAAGAGUCACAGCUGCCAUCUGUGGGUAUGGCCUCAGAGAGAGCCAGCAGAAGAACCAAUUCUCACUCCUCACAGCCCUCACAUCUGAGCAGGGUUGAUGUGCCUUUGACAACAUCUAAGUUUUGCGUGUGACAGAUAUGCAAGGUCAGUUAGAUGCAUCUAGCAAUAGAUCUUCAAGGGGUAGGUUAAAGGUCACUAUUGUAAUAAGAGGGGGAUAUCUGUCACUUUUCUAAUCUGCUAUUUUGCAUGAACAGGGCUGGGUACGUCAGAGACCACUCCAUGCCUAUUCUUCCUACUAUGAAUCAUGAUAAAGUGCCUGUUUGCGUUUUGCAUUGCAGUUUAUCCUUGCCUUGAGUUUCAACUGUCCGUUCUCUCUGGCACUCACCUGGUAGGUACUUAGUAUUAGGCCAGUACUUAUCAGAAUAUAGAAAACUUCAACAUUUGUUACUGCAGAGCUCUAAUCUAGUUUGUAUUAUUUUUGCAGCUGGAAAUAAGAGCAGUAAGCAGUCUCAGAAGUAUUGUUAGUCACAGCAGAAGUCACAUGUAAAACCAAAAUUUAGGUAUCUAAGUGAACUGGAAGAAAAUGUUUUACAGAAUCUCAGCAAACAAAGGUGAAAUGCUCAAAUGCUCAGUACCGUUUCUCUAUCCUAAUUCCCCUCUUGAAGCAUCUUUGGAAGCUUUCUGCCUCAGUCCUGAACUACACAAAUUACCCUGAUUGAAUUCAAGACAUACUUUCCCCCCCUCUUUUAACAAGACCUGGUUCAAGCCUCUAGUUUACAGCUUCUAGCUGCUAGUUUACAGCCUCACUGUAAAUACUAGGUUGGCAUAGCUGCUUUUUCCCCUCCAUGCAGGUAAAGAAGGACCACUUGAGGUUGGCUUUGUAAAUCUAGAUUCCUGCCCUACCUAUUUGAAGAUGCAGGAGCCUUAACUGAACAAGAGGGAGGAUAGCUUUCUCUUGAAGUCACAAUCCAGGAUCGUUUUUCUGCAGUUCAUAGAAGUUAGCCUGUACGUAUAGCAAAGUCCGCAGAGCGGCUGUCUUCACAUUUAAUGGAAGAGGGCCUUUUCACUUGAAUUACUAUCUAUACUAGUCCUUAGCUGUAUUCAGCUUCAAAUCAUACCACAUAUGUACUAAUAUCUUACAUUGGCAAUGUUCUCAGACCCUUGGUGUCAACGGGAAUAUUUUUAUUCCAUCACCAUUUUUAUUAGCUAACUCAGUUUUUAGCAGUCUUCAUUCAAAAGACCUGGAACUCCUCCUGUUUUGUCAGCUGUAAGCAUGAGCUGCAUAGUGACCUGAGGAGUGUCACAGCUGAACGUCCAUGACUGGAGAGGACCGUUUUCACUGUUGCAAAGCAGCCACCUCUUGGUGGUGCACAGGGUACUUACUAGCAUUAACUACACUACCGUUCAAGACAGAGUGGAGUAAUUCCCUGCACUAUCCUAGGCUUCAGCUGACUCAACCAGCAUAUGAGCAUUGGAGUAGGAGUGUCUUCAUCCCAGGAAGACUUAAGCACUGUUGAAAGCCUACAGCAAGAGUUACAGGGCCAUGCCAGCCCUGCGGCAUUCUUACUUAUCACUAAACUAGGAAGCCAGCCCUGGAAAGGGGAAGCCUGAGAGCCAACCAAAUGGAACUGCUCAGAGAAGAGUAACUUAAUUGCUCCACUAAUCUAAUUGAUCUCUUCAUGCCAUUUUAAUUCCAUUCUGGGGUGUGAGUGUUGUAGCUGGUAGGCCACAUGGUCACCAGGCUGAACGGAAAGCAAAUUUAGGUUUUGGUCUUUAAUUUCUGGAUUUUUCCUUUGAGACUUAGUUCAUGGGAGGGUCUGACAAAGUUGCUGUGAAUACUGAUGCUGUGUAUAUGGCACAUUUUGUAAACGUGAAGCAAACUUGGAUGAAUGUUUUGUAUACUGCGACAGUAGCAUUGUAACCCUGCUCCUUUUUUUAUUCUAAAUAAAUAAAUAAAGUGCUUGUUUGUAA
Molecule: messenger RNA, 8398 nt
Organism: Struthio camelus australis
Lineage: Eukaryota; Metazoa; Chordata; Aves; Struthioniformes; Struthionidae
Source: RefSeq, a predicted model, not a curated record